This is a messenger RNA of Theileria orientalis strain Shintoku, 792 nucleotides long. RefSeq names its product prohibitin-like protein. The record is from RefSeq and is a predicted model, not a curated record. NCBI's taxonomy places the organism in Eukaryota, Apicomplexa, Aconoidasida, Piroplasmida, Theileriidae. The coding region runs from base 1 to 792 and encodes 263 amino acids. The transcript has 2 exons.
AUGUAUAAUAGGAGAAUAUUAAUAAACAUAUCAAGAAAUGGUAAAUUGUUUUUCUCAACUAAAAAUGUUGAUUUUAAAAUUUUAAAACCUCCUAAUUUUGAUAAUUCUUCACCUUCUGAAGUUGAUAAUAAAUCUAAUAUCGAAUAUAUAAGUCCACUUUAUACACAAAAGAUUGGAAUGUUUACAAAGCCAGGCGUCACAUUUUGGAAUGAUAAAUCUGCUAAAUAUACGCUAUUUAAAUUUUAUAUAUUAUCAAUUGUCACCUUCAUCGCGGCAAUGGGAAUGAUUAAGGUUGUACCUGAUGGACACGUGGGAUUAGUAACUCGAAAAAGCGGAAAAAUUGAUCAGUUUAACAACAAGGGGAGACUAGCAAUAUUCCAUAUACCCUUUGUUGACAAGGCAGUGUCGUUCAGGGUAACUCCUAUUAGGAAGAAGAUAAUAAGAAAGUGUUUAACAUCAGAUUCGAAACAAGUGGAAGUGGUCAUUUACCUAACAGUCACGGCAAGAGAAGCAUUCGCAUCACAUAUAUACUCGAUCUUUGGAGUUAACUAUUCAAACGAUUUCGUUGAUAAGGAGCUUAACUAUGACAUUGACCAAGUAAUUAAGAACUACAAGAUGGAAGAAUUGGUAAUUACACCUGAAAGAUUAGAAAACAUUGAAAGUCUUCACAAGGAGGCUGGUGGUAUUUACUCAAUCGAUAGUUCAAUUGAAAGUGCAAACAACGACCUGAUAGAAAGGUUCCAGGACGCAGGAUCAUUCAACAAGAUUGAUGUAUCAGACGUGGUAAGCUAA